UUCAUGAGCCAGUCUGAAUCAAAACUAAACAUCGAAAUGACCCUUGUGAGACAGCUCUUGGUUUGUUAUGACAGGCUGAUUUUAUUUGUUUGUCAUAUUCUCAAUGGUAAAGUGGCAGCUAAACAGAUCAGAUUAGGCCUGAUCACGCACAUUCAACACUAUUUGUCUGUAUUUGCUUUAGGACCGAGGCGAGCUGGAGGUGUAAUCUGAAGCCUUUGUUGUAUUGGUUCACUGCAGUACUUCAGUUUUCGACAUGCACGUGAGCUGCGUCUCUCUGCCCACGGACACUCACAAUCGCGCAAGUCUUUGACAUUUUCAGCUCAUGCAUGAAGCCAAUUGCCUUUUGCUCAGUUCGGACCGGCUGAUACUUCAAUACCGCAUUGCACUGGGGGGCUUUUAUUUAGCUAAAAGCUCCUUUUUGACCUCUGCUCUUCGUUUGGCACGCAGAUCGCUCGGUACCUUCUUCCGCGCGGUGCGCUGAGGGCUUUCUUCGUGCCAAUGCCUCUCCUUUCGUGACUGCGCGUGGACAUAAUGAUCAUGGGACAGCGCGGGUGCCGCUCGGGCUGGACCCGGGCGCGAUGCCAGGACAGUGGGGUCGAUCCCGAACGCGAGCGGCUAUGGGCCGAGCUCUUCGAGCAGCUGGAUUUGAACAAGGACGGACGGAUCGAUGUGAACGAGCUGCGGAUCGGACUCGCCGCACGCGGGAUGUCCUGGAGCUCGGUGGAGGAGAUUGUACGAGCUGGAGACACCAAUCAUGAUGGUCAGUUGGAUUUUGAAGAGUUCAUCGAGUAUCUGCGUUCACAUGAGAAACGUCUUAGACUCAUGUUUCGCAGCUUGGACCGCAACAAUGAUGGUGAAGUUGAUGCCGGAGAGAUCCAGCAAUCACUACAUAAUCUCGGAGUGGAUGUUACUGUAGAACAGGCUGCCAAAAUACUGGAAAGUAUGGAUAAAGACCGUUCCAUGACUAUUGACUGGGUUGAGUGGAGAGAUCACUUCCUGUUCAACCCUCUGGACAACAUGGAGGAAAUUGCACAGUACUGGAAACACUCAGUGAUGUUGGAUAUCGGAGAGCUUUUAACUGUUCCAGAUGAAUUCUCAGAGAAGGAGAGGCAGUCUGGGUUUGUGUGGCGGCAGCUGAUGGCGGGGGCCGUGGCGGGGUCUGUAUCCAGAACGGGUACCGCGCCACUUGACCGACUCAAAGUGUUUCUGCAGGUGCAUGGCCAGAGCUCUGAUAAAGGAAAUGUUUGGCGUGGUCUUCGAGCGAUGGUGAAGGAGGGGGGGCUCACUGCGCUGUGGAGGGGCAACGGCAUCAAUGUGCUGAAGAUUGCUCCAGAGACGGCCAUCAAAUUCCUCGCUUAUGAACAGAUUAAGCGGCUAAUGAGAGGUAGUAAGGAUGGAGGAACUCUAAAAGUUCAGGAGAGAUUUGUCGCUGGAUCGCUGGCUGGAGCCACAGCUCAAACUAUUAUAUACCCUAUGGAGGUGCUGAAGACACGUCUAACUCUACGUAAAACAGGGCAGUAUUCGAGUAUGCUGGACUGUGCGAAGCAGAUUCUGCAGAAGGAAGGCGUUCUGGCGUUUUAUAAAGGAUAUCUACCCAACAUUCUGGGCAUCAUCCCUUAUGCGGGCAUAGACCUCGCCGUCUAUGAGACGUUGAAGAACGCGUGGCUGCAGCGGAAAACGGAGGGGUCGGCUGACCCGGGCGUUCUUGUACUAGUGGGUUGUGGCACUGUCUCCAGCACCUGUGGACAGCUGGCAUCAUACCCGCUCGCCCUCAUCAGAACACGCAUGCAGGCUCAGGCAUCAAUGAAAGGUGCUCCUCAGCUGUCCAUGUUGACUCUCUUCAGGAAUAUUGUAGCUCAGGAGGGUGUGGUGGGACUCUACCGAGGCAUCGCUCCAAACUUCCUCAAGGUUAUUCCAGCUGUCAGCAUCUCCUACGUCGUCUAUGAAAACAUGAGGAAAGUACUAGGAGUGGGAACCUGAGAGAGAUAGACAGACAGGCCAAGUGUGUUUGCAGAAAAAAAAAUAUUUUAUUGUUGAAAGAAGGGCAAGAAAAGACAAUAGGACUAAUUUAUGAACGUCUAAAGACAUAUCAGAUCACUGACAGCAUGAGAGAAGGGUUGAAGUGCGUUUUCCACUGUCGCUCUUCCUGAGAGCAAAACCAGUGACAGACUGAGAACGACUCUAUAACAGACUGAUAUUAAAACAGAAGUAUGCACAAUCUGAGAGGAGCUCUCGACUCAUUCCUCAGUCACAGAGAUUCAUUUCUUUAUUUAUGUGUUUAUUUGUGUUGUUGGUCAACAGGGGCCUGAUAUUCAAGUAUACGGGGUAAGCUUGUGUGUGUAAGCAUGUGCUGUACUGUAUCACGUGUGAUUUUAACCCCGUGCACAAGCUACUGAUCGAACCAAUGAUCUGUUCUAAAAAACCAACUGACAUGUUAUGACAUGUCAAUUGACAUGGGAAUGGACAAUAAACUAAUUUGUGUUUGCCUUCCCCUUCCUCCCAUGAAGUGACAGUGAAUCUCAAAAAGUGCCUCUUUUCGAGAAACACAAAGAGGACCAGUGCUCCAAUAUUACGGCCCCCUACUGUUGAAUGCUGUAUUCAAACCCCUGUGUGCACCAAAAUUCAUCUAGAGUUCGAGAAUUCUCAACUGAAGAUUAUAAAUUCGGGUUUUAAUGAUUCCAAAAGCUGCUCUGCAUACUAUCCAUCCUAAAUAGUAGGAGAGCUAAAAAUUAGUGCGUCCCAAAUCACAGGGAUUCACUCAGGAAACACAAGCACAACCAAUUUCAAUGAAAAUCGCUCAUAAAACCAUUCUUGGGUAAAUUGUUGCAUUGACUUGAAUGUGACUAUUCAUGGAAGAAUGGUUUUACAAACUAUUAACACAGAAGUUUUUCUUGUGUUUUAUGAGUGAGGCUCAUAGUAGCUUACAAUUAGCAUGCAUCUAUGCAUGCUUUUUCGGCUAACAUUUCCCACAACCCAUUUCGCUACGGUUUGUGACAGUUUUCUUUCCACUUUUUCAGGUGAAGAAAUGUGCCAAAGGAAUAUGAGACCAGAUGUGCAACAGCAGUUUUUAAAUGUGAACAUAAAUUGAAGUAAUAGUUAAUUUAUUAAGGUGCACCACGAGUUUUUGCUCGUGUCAUCUUGGACUUACAGUGACACCUAGUGGUGUGGAUGCAGUAUUAUUCAAAAUCAAUAGUUUUCAGUUACAGAUGCCAUUGUAGAAAUUCACUAUUCACAAUCAGCCAUGAUUAAUUUAAUCCAAAGAGUGAAAGUGUCCAAUAACAAGACGGUUACUAAGAUUAAGCGAGUAGUAUAAAGCUGGUCAUGUGAUUCUAAAAUGGCAGCCCCCAUGAGGGCGCCCCUCCCCAUGUAGAAUAAAACAGCUUUUAUAAGGUUACUGAUAUGACUAGAGUCCUCAUCUCAUGUGAGUGCUCAUUAUUUAUUACAUAGGUUUCAAAAUUACAAUUCAUUUCUUUAAGAGUGAAAAUUUUUUAAUGGGGAAAAACUUACCGAGUGCACCUUUAAGGUAGCAAAUUUAACUAGAUGCUAAUGCUAUUAUGCAAACGCAAACCAUGUGCAACAAAGGGGUCUGUGGUAUCAAGACAUCAUUUUAUGACAUGGUAGUGUGUUGCAAUAUUGGCAUACUGUUUUUCUACACUUAAAGUGCAUACUUUGCGAAUGUGAAUUGUAAUGCAGACCUUAAGUUCUUUUUGCAUAGCUAGUCAAUGCAGUACUGUUUCAUCUGGAGUAUAAAGUUUUAUGGACAGGAAAGUUUAUGUGUGGUUUGAAUUCAUGAUUUCUGUGAUCAUUAGAACAACAACAACAACAACAAAACUUUUAUUAGGGUCGAUUUUAGGUCAAUGUGCUGAUGCUCAUUUUUAAGGUUUCUGUAUACAGACAUAAAUACGGUUCUUAUUUUGAUGUAAACAAAACCACUGUAUGAUCACUAUCUAUCUUUGCUGCUCUUCAGUGUAUUUUUUUGUCCCUUUAAAAACAAACCACAGCCUGUUAUUGAAUGCAUGCAAAGAAUGCAUGUAUAUUAAAUUAUCAAAUUAAACUGUAUAGUGUCUUGAUUUUAUGUUUUAUUGAGCUCAGCUAGAAAAGGCCUUGUUCGUUUGCAGUCUGAUGGACAAAU
Molecule: messenger RNA, 4132 nt
Organism: Myxocyprinus asiaticus (Chinese sucker)
Lineage: Eukaryota; Metazoa; Chordata; Actinopteri; Cypriniformes; Catostomidae
Gene: slc25a23a
Product: solute carrier family 25 member 23a
Exons: 10
Coding region: 532-1980 (482 amino acids)
Biological process (GO): transmembrane transport
Molecular function (GO): calcium ion binding; ATP transmembrane transporter activity
Source: RefSeq, a predicted model, not a curated record